AUGAAACGCGGCCAGAAAUGCACCCUGACUGCCACUGAAGGGGUUCGCAAUGAUACCUGCUUUCAAGGCACUGUGCCUGACUAUUAUGUGGAUGCCCAAUCGGUUGAAGACAUCCAGAAGAGUCUCCGGUUUGCUCAGCAGCACAAGCUUCCCAUCACCGUAAAGAAUACUGGCCAUGAUUACAGGGGCGGAAGCGCCGGCGUCAAUACGUUUGCCAUCUGGACGCACAACUUCGCUCCUGACCCAGUGAUUACAGAAAACUUCACUCCCGAUGGGUGCCCUGGCCCUGUCGGACCUGUUGUAACGUACCACGCCGGCCAAAUCGGUACUCAUCUGUACAGCAGCCUCCAGGGGACAGGCUAUAUGAGCGUAGCCGGUUCGUGUUCUACUGUCGGACCUUCGGGAGGAUGGGUUGCUGGCGGUGGCCACGGCAUCUUUGCGCCAUCCUUUGGCCUCGGCGUGGAUAACGCCCAGCAGAUGAAAGUCGUACUGCCCAACGGAACUUAUGUAACGGCAAAUCGAUGCCAGAACCAAGACAUCUUCUUUGCUCUUCGUGGCGGUGGCGGAGGUACUUUUGGAGUGGUGACAGAAACCACCACCCUGCUUCACAAGGACCAGGAAUUCUCGUUUGUGUUCUUGCAAAUGCCGGUACAGGACGUUCGCGCAGCCAACGAGAUUCUGGUUGCAAAUGCUGAGAGAUGGUCCGAUGAGGGCUUUGGAGGUCUCUACGGAGUGACAGGCAUAGAACCUGGCAGUAAUAUUAUAUUCCUCGGCUAUAAUGCCAACCUCAACCUCAACGAAACCAAGGCUACUUUGAAGCCGCUGACCGACUAUCUUCAAUCUCUGCCAGGCAGCGAGUCGAUGCUCCUGGAGUUCAAGACGCAGCCGAAUCAGUAUGCCGCACAGAACGACCCCGCAUUACUCGCUCUUCUUUUGCCUGAAGCUGGAGUUUCCUUGACUCGAUCAUCUAGAUUGGUGCCUAAGAAGAACUUCCAGACCGCGGAUGGCCAGAAGGCGAUUGUUGACGCCCUCAUGGCUAACAAGUUUGGCUGGGGGGCUGUCAUUGCAUCUCCAACCAACUAUACAUUGGCCGAGUCAGAUCAGCCUGGUGGCCCAGGCGAGGCUUCGGUAUCGCCAGCAUGGAGAGAUUCCAUGUGGCAUCUGACCUACGGAACCAAUUGGGAUCCAGCAGACCCGGUCGCCACAAGCCCUGAAGCUCUCGCGACCAUGUUUCAGGAAAUCAGCGAGGCAAUGGACCCCAUGCGUGCCAUUACGCCUGGCGCCGGAGCGUAUCAGAACGAGGCUGACGUUUAUGAGCCUGAUGCCAUCGGAUCUUUCUGGGGCGAAAAGAACUACGCCCGCUUGCUGGCUAUCAAGAAGCAGCUCGACCCAGAUAACUUGAUGUCGUGCUGGAACUGCAUUGGGUGGGAUGUGAAUGAUGAACGACAUGAGUGCUAUCUCAAUGUGAGAGGCAUUGGGCCAUCAAACUGA
Trichoderma virens Gv29-8 is the source of this 1491-nucleotide messenger RNA. RefSeq lists its product as uncharacterized. Gene Ontology annotation, molecular function: FAD binding; oxidoreductase activity. The coding region runs from base 1 to 1491 and encodes 496 amino acids. The record is from RefSeq and is a predicted model, not a curated record. Lineage: Eukaryota; Fungi; Ascomycota; Sordariomycetes; Hypocreales; Hypocreaceae. The transcript has 4 exons.